GCGCCCGCCUCCUCUGCGCCCUCGGUUCCUUCGCCAGCCAGCAGCGCGCACUUUGCCCCGGCUGUGCGUGUGCGGGAAUGUGGCGGCGAUCGCGGAGCGGAGCGCCGGACGCCGCCACCGUGCUCUGAUGGGCGCACACGCUUCGCGCUGCCCGCUCCGUCCCCUUCGCCCGCCUCGCUCGGGGGGCUGCCCGGAGGCGACCGCGCCAUGAAGAAGGAAGUGGCGGCGGCGGCGGCACCAGGGCGCAACGGGGCCAGCUAGAUCUCCUCGGAGAAGAGACGCUUGCUGAUACCAGGCCUCUAGAUCCAUCUAUGUGACUUUGCUGGAGAAACCAUGACUGAAGUCCUCCUGACCGCUGUCCUGAACGGCACUGAAAACCACUCGCUGGCUAGCAGCGGAUGGACGUCGAACAAUGUCACCAGCAAGUGCUUGCUGACCAAAACUGGUUUUCAGUUCUAUUACCUGCCUGCUGUCUACAUCAUAGUCUUCAUCACUGGAUUCCUGGGCAACAGCGUGGCAAUCUGGAUGUUUAUCUUCCACAUGAGGCCUUGGAGCGGCAUCUCGGUUUACAUGUUCAACCUGGCGCUGGCGGACUUCUUGUAUGUCCUGACUCUUCCCGCACUGAUCUUCUAUUACUUCAAUCAAACCGACUGGAUCUUUGGGAACUUCAUGUGCAAGCUGCAGAGGUUCAUCUUCCACGUCAACCUGUAUGGAAGCAUCUUGUUCCUCACUUGCAUCAGCGUGCACAGGUACACAGGCGUGGUCUACCCCUUAAAAUCGCUGGGGCGGCUGAAAAAGAAGAACGCCGUCUACAUCAGCACCUUGGUCUGGGGGGUUGUGGUCACUGGGAUCUCCCCCAUCUUCUUCUACUCUGGAACCGGGGAAAGGAAAGUCAAAACCAUGGCUUGCUACGACACGACGGUAGACGACUACCUACGCAGCUACUUCAUUUACAGCAUGUGCACCACGGUCUUCUUGUUUUGCAUCCCGUUCAUACUGAUCCUGGGUUGCUACGGAUUAAUCGUGAAAGCACUGAUUUACAAAGAUUUAGACAAUUCCCCGCUCAGGAGGAAAUCAAUUUACCUGGUUAUUAUAGUGUUGGCGGUAUUUGCUGUGUCUUAUCUCCCCUUUCACGUGAUGAAAAACUUGAAUCUACGAGCCAGGCUGGAUUUUCAGACUCCAGAAAUGUGUGCCUUUAACGACAGGGUUUAUGCCACUUACCAAGUGACUCGGGGUUUGGCGAGCCUCAACAGCUGCGUGGAUCCUAUUCUGUAUUUCUUGGCAGGAGACACGUUCCGAAGACGGCUGUCGAGAGCAACCAGGAAAGCUUCAAGAAGGAGCGAGCUCAACGUGCAGUCAAAAAAGAUACCAAGGAGGCUGACGGCGUUCUACACAGCUGAUCGAUGAGAAGUAAGCCUGGCGCUUAUUUUAUUAAAGUUGAAUUUUGUUUAAUAAUUAAGUGAGGUUGGAACAUAUUAGAUGAUUUGAAUUUUUUGUUUGGCAUUGACUUCAGGUCCUCCUCCUCCUCCCUUCCUGCAUGUCCCGAUAAGCUUCCUCAUCACAGGAGUUCUGGAUGUAGACGUGUGUUCCUGGGCCGCUCUCUUAAGCACUGCCGAAAGCACAUUGCAAGAAAGGCUAGUAAUGGUCUGUUGGCAAUUAUUUCUUUGCGAUUCUAGCAAGUUGGUCUAGCGGAGCCAAUUGUCUCUCCCCCCCCCCCACUCUUGAAUCUGGGCUUGUUGCAGAGGACCAUCUGGUCAUGAUGCGUUCGUGGGAAACUGCUGGGCAUGGUGGCUCCCAAACUAGGACAAUCUGGUAGCGUUCGCCCAUCACCAUAUGCAGGAUCCAAGGUUUCGGCAUGUGUUGGGAAACAAAUGCACUGGAAACCUAGCUCCUUUGUGUGAUGUUGGAUGUGGCAGCCAGCUUGGCGCAGGCUGGGCUUCUCUCGUGCAGGCUUCUGAGAUGGUUUGACCAUGGCCGCAUGGGCUUGAACGUUCUUUGAAUAGAUCUUCACUGUUACCAUAUACCAUAUAGGGAGGGUUCGUCUGUGCAUAGAGAAGAUGAUUACUGAAAAUGUGAAGCCCCACCCCAAUAAUAAUUAGAAGUUUGAGAGAGAUUAGAUUGUAAGAAUUAGUGCUGUGUUGUUUUCACGGUCCUGUUCCCUGAAAGGUUAACAAAUCUAUAAACAUAGUAGAUGUACAGUACCAACAGCCCCAUGGUUACACAGAACUUGCAACUCCUACUCAGCAGUUUAGUACACAUCUAAUGGGCACAUCAGAACACUGUUAGGUUUGGGGGUUGGUGCAAAUUCUCCAAUAAUUUAACCUAUCUAGUUGGCAGUACCUGUAUUUUUGUCAACAUGAAGAAGUGCAUUUGGAUUUCUCCCUUUUUAACAUACAGCACUUUGCGCGACAAUAGCAGUUUUUCUGGCCUUUAUUGCCCCUUUCUUCUUCUUCUUCUUCUUAGGAAAAAGAAACUGUCAUUCAUUUUCACAGGUGGGGGGCGGGGAGAGGAGUGCCUCAUCUAAAUGUAUAAAAGAUUUACAUCAGAUUCAGAAAGGCCUGGUUGAAUGAUGUGCUUCCCUACCUUCUCCCAAUGCCUGGCAGUGAUCUGACAUGGCUUCAUCACCACCACCACCACCACCACCACCACUCAAAGAUUUCCACAUGUGCACAUGACAUUUGGAUUUAGGAACUGAGAGAAAGCAGAGUUUGUCCAAGCUCAAGCUCAGUAUUGUCAACACUGCUCAGCUGUGGCUCUCUAGGUUUUCAGGCAGGAUCCAAUCCUACUUGGAAAUGCUGGGGACUGAACCCAGAAUCUUCUGCAUGCUCUACCCCUUUCCCAACACAAUCUUAUUGAAUUCUCCAUUUCCAGCUUCCUUGGGUUUUUAGGGAAAUACUGUUCUCUACAGCUCUUUUCAAGCAUUCAGAAGCAGGCUGCGAUAACCGUGCACUAGAAAGGCGUGCUUUGGCUAAGAGAAAGGCAGUGGGGAAGAUAACCUGAAAUAGGCCAAAAACAAUGUAACAUGCAAGCUGCCAACUGAUGCAGGAAUCUCAGUCCCCGACAGAUUCAAAACACAAAACAGUUUGGAUUGAAAAUAAAGCCUUAUUUGCUUCAUUUAAUCUACCAAAAUGUAUCUGAAAAAAUGUUCUGCUGUAGCAAGCAGUGCUUUGAAUUAUUACAAAAUUCUUUCUGUAUAAAAUAAAGAGGAUACAUAAUCUCAUAAAUGGCUUGAACAAAUCCUUCCAAAAAGUCUGCGGUUUACAGGAGAGGUAAAAAUAAACUAUUUACAUCUUGCUUAUUAAUUUACAAAGGCUGAGGAUGAGCAGAAAGGGAAUUGUUCUGAAUAAUGGCAGAGUUACAAAUCAGCUUAAAUUCAUAAAUGAAAAAUCUACUGAACCUGCAAAAUCUAUUUAUUUAACUUAUUUCUCGAGGAAGGCAAUGGCAAGCAAAGAGAGCUAUCUCGUGUGUUCACAAUGCUCCUUGAUUCUACACUUAAACUCUGAAUUGGGCAUUGUUGAGUGAAGGGAUAAUGAGAUGCAUCAUUAAGACUGUGGUGCUGAGCUCAAUUACUUGGGAGUAAGCUCCCUUGGACCCAAUGAGGCUUACUGCUAAGUAAAUAUGCAUAGGCUUCCACUGCAACCUCUCUCGUCUUGUUUUAUAAGAAACUAUAAAUUAGAACAAGGCUUCUGUUCAAAUGUUGACAUGUAUGCACAUCAAGCUCUUGCUUAACAAGCAAUCUGAAUAAAAUGUAAAAAGCCAAGAAAAUUUAGAACCGUGGUAAAUAAGUGGCAGCCUUCUUUUUAAUUAAUUAAGCUCUUGUGAUUAGCUGUUUAGGUUAAGGUUUGGUGAGAGUGUCGGGAAACAUGGAAAACCUUUCCCUGCAUCACCGAGAAGCAUGUAACAUUAAACAUUUCCCUUAAACCAAAUUGAACUGAGGCAUGCCUUGCUGGGCAUAGCAAUUGAAUUAAGGGCACAAUGGUGGAAUGAAAUGAUUUUCUUUUGCUACAUUUUUACAUUCAGCUAUCUUUCACAUACUUCUGUACUUUUCUGUUCAUUGCCGUGCUCCAUACAAUUAGUCAAUGGAUGUUGGGGUGUAACAUUCUCAUAAUCUGCUCAUCCUCCCCCUCCCCAAAUACUGCAAAAUCUUUGUGUGUUUGCGUGCAGCAUCCUAGUUUCUAAAGCACAGCUGUUCACUAUUUAUACAUUAUAGCCCCGAUCCAGCAAGAGAGACUCUCAUGUGGAAGCAGGUUUCCAUUUCUGGAUCCUCUUUUAGACCAAGUCCUUCAUGGGUCACAAGACCUGCAUGGAUACUUGCAGGACCGUUGAAGCCAACACCAAGCUUGCCAUCCUCUAAAAGCACCAAUCAUCUGUUUUGGGUGACAGGGAUGAAUCUGGGUCCCCCUAUCAAAUUUAAGCUAUCAAGACCACUGCCACCACCUGUGCAGGUUCAUCCUGGGAAAUUGUCACGCCCAGCAGCCUCAUGCUGAACUUGAUGGUCUCUCAGUUGGGGCUACUGUCCUGAAGAGCUACAACCCCAGAGGAUCAACUGCAUCUUGAUGGCAUGGCCUAUUCUGAAGCUCUGUUUUCAUAUGGUAACAAAAAGUUGUUUUUUAAAAGUCAAGAUACAGGUCUUUGGAAAUACAAUAUGCCGCACCUGUCUAGAAAUAUCUGCAUACACAGGAGGGCUUUUUUUUAACCUUCUUUUUUUCAAAAGCCCCUCUCACCUGUGCCAUAUUAGAAGUCGGUUUCUGAAAUCCCACUGAGUUUCAGAAAGAGCUUCUGAAACCAUGGAGGGCAUUAAAAAAAUAAAUCAAAAUCCCUUCUGAGCACCAGUCAGGCAGAUCCUAAGAUCCUACCUGGAGAUGCUACAAAGAAGGUCAGAAUUAAGACUUCAUAUUCUCCCAUGUAACAUUAUCUCUGUAAUAAAACAAUUUCAGGAUCCAGGUGCCAGCAAUCAGAUGCACAAUAUUUUAUUUUGACUAUUUAUUCCUCCUGCAGUUCUUUCUGACAUCACAAAGUGCUUUAUGAUCCUGACCUCGCUUCUCUCCCCAACUGUCUUUCAAGGUAAUUUGGGUUGAGGGACAGAGACACUCCCCUCCCUCGAGGCCACAAAGUGAAAAGGACAGCUGUGGAGUGAUGCAACCAAUGUGGGGCUCUGGUACCUCAACCCCAAAUGGUUCUUCUAGGCCCUAGGGUAUCAAAUGACAUCCAAAGUACCUAUGUUUUGCCCACAUCUCAUGUUAGUUAUUAGCCCUUUCUGUUAUUACUGCUUUGAAAGGUCAUAGAAUUGGAGAAUUGGAAGGAACCAAGAGCGUCAUCCUGUCCCCUCCAAUGCAAUGCAGGUAUAUUUUGGCCUAAUGUGUUUGCCUUUUCCCAGUGAGUGCAGCUGACCAGCAGGAAGAAGCAGCGACUGCUCCUUUUCCCUAAUCUGCUGUUGCUGCUUAUUCACUCAGAGGCAGUGGAGGCUGGUGCUCAUUGGGGCCUGGUAGGGUGGACAGUAGGGAGGCCAACAGUAGGUGGCACCAGAGCAAACAGCUGGUAGAGCCACAGCCAAUGAUAGGCAGAGGCAGAGCCGACUCGUUCCAGGUUUUGCCCCAUUUCCCCAACUAAGUUCUCCCAAGUAAGGCAACACAUCCUUUAGAGCAAUGGGGGGAUCUGUGGCCCCCCAGAUCUUGCUGGACUCCCAGCCCCAUCAUCCAUACGCCUUGUUUAUGUUCAUUGGGGGGGGCGAGUUGGAGUCCAACACUGCCUGCAGAAUCAUAGGUUCCCUACCCGUGCUUGCAAGACUGGCCACAUGAGGAAAGCAGGAUUUUCAUUGUCCUGAUUUUUGAGGACUUUCCUGCACCACAGACUGAAGCUCUGCCCAUGCAUUCAGAAGACCAUGUGCGGGUAAGCAUGAAGUGUGUUGGAGGAGAGGACAAUCAUGUGUUUACCCACUUUGUGCCUUCCCUGCCUGCCCCAGCCCAACAUUCCUGCAUUGAACAGCGAAAUCCGAAGGGGCUGUCUAUUGUGCAUUUGGGUGGAGACACCUCCCUGCAUUAUCAAAGUUCCCAGCUUCAAACCGCUUCUAAGGAUGCUCACCUGCGCAGCACCCUCCAGUCAUUCCUGCUCGGCAUGUGGGCAAGGCAGCAGGUGUACCCAGCCCAUAAGGGGACAUAUGGGGUGAGACUAGAGCAUGCCUGCUCCCCCUUCACCCCCUUGAUGCCUACCUGCCUUCUUGAAUGCAUGAGGAAGGUUUGUGCUCACUGAAUCAUCAUUGCCUCCCUCAAGGGAACCCUGAGUCUCCAACUGCAACUUCUCAGCUAACCAAAUGACACUCCCCAAGACUCUGGGAAAGUUUUUGGUGUAGAUAUAUACCUCUAACGGAAAGCCUUGAUUUUGCAAGGCUGUCUUUCAGAAGCACCUUUUCUGUUGUGCAUAAUUUCCAAAAUAGAAAAUACUCGAGGCAACCCUUAGAAGUCAAGAGGUGUAAAUGUUCUGAAAGGAAGAAGCGGACAAUUGUGACUUAUAUAAAAGCGUAUCCCACAGAGCCCUGUGGAACACUUGUUAUGCUUCCGUGCUGCUUGGAGAAUAGGAGAAAGAAAUUUAUACAUUUAUGAGAAAUUCAAGUACUGAGGAUGAACUGGUGAUUACUUGAGAAAGUUCAACAGUCUGAAACUCAUGUGCCUUUUUUGCAUUUAAAAUGUAAUUAGUUGGAAUGCAAAGCCAGACGAAAAGUACAGGGUGAGAGCUUCAGUGUUUGCAGAUUUCCUGGAUGUGCUUGGUUUUCAACUGGUAGAUGAAACGAGCAUUUGGAUUUAUUCCAUGAAUAUGGAAAAGCUCUUUGCUACGGCAGGAACACCACAACAUCAAAGGUAGUUAAUUUCACAGAUUUAUUUUAACUCUUUGAAUGUUGUCCACAAAGCACAAAAGAAAGCAGUUAGAUAAACCACGUCACAUGGGGUACUCAGCAUGAUAUCUACUUAAUUUCAGGCAAGGCUCUCUUGUGUAUCAGAAUCUGGGUUUGGGAUUUAUUGUGUCCUGUGACUCUACACACAGCCCCUCACCUCUUUACUGAAUGUGUGAGAAGAGGAGUGGUAUCAUGCUCACUGGCCCACUUUGGAAGGCAAAGGAUGAAAGCCCCCUUCAACCACACAUUCAGGUUAUGAUCUGGAUUCAAGCACAGCUUGACACGGGAGGGAAACACCUAUCACGUGAAGAUUGGCCCUUAGAUUAACCUGCAUUAUUUAUUUCGGGUGGGGAGAAUAUUGUUUCACUAGAUUUUGAGGACCAACUAAGGAGCAGUGCUCUUGUAAGGGACCACAAUCUCUUAACAUUGCCUGGAAGAUUUGUAAGCAUCCUGGUUGAACAGGCAACCUGUUCAGUCUUACCUGUGGUUUAAUGUUGGUGCUGACAUACCCCCUUAAUGGUGGGGGUUUGUUCUUGGGUGAUGAGCAGUGAUGUGGAGUGGAACAUUUCCUAUCUCUUUAUUUUUCCAUGGUAAAAAAGAGCCCUAAGUUUAGUAACUAUUGAUGAACGUCAACUAUAUUAGGAAAACUGAGCAGAUUUGAACUUUUAAGCUUUAUUUACUAAAUGCAAAAGCAUGCUAAAUUAGAUCGUUCUUUAGGGUAGGGGUUAAGAACAUUUUUAGCACAACAGGCCUGAUAAUUAUCUCCUCCGUACCUCAUGGACCAGGUUUGGCAGGUGGGCAGAGCCACGCACCUCUCAAUCACCUGACAUCACCAGUGAAAUGGACUUUGCAGACAUGGCAGGUACACUGAUUGGCAGUGCCUGAAAACACCCUUUUGGUUGAGCCAAGUUUUUUUCCUACCCUACACCUGGCUUCUCAUAUGACAUCAGGUUUAAGACGGGGGGGGGGGGGCUUGGCUGAAAUGGUCUUGCAGGGCUGAUAGGCCUAAUUAAACCCAUGGCCAGAGGUUCCCGACCCUUGCUCUAGAGAGGAUGGGAAAAAACUCUAAUGAAAAUAUUCAAAGUUUUCCAGAAAACCCACAAAAGUGGUAGAGAGUGGGGGGAGGCAAGAAGCCUCUCCACAUUGCAUGUGUGCCUGCACUAAUUAAAACUGUGGGUUGUUGUUGUUGUUGUUGUUGUUGUUGUUGUGUGUGUGUGUGGAGUGAAUGUUGUUACCCUUUUGAGAUUCUGCAGGAUUCCAUAAGAGAUUUAUUACAUCCUAGUGAUAUUUAGCUUGGUAUUAUAGUUAGCUGUGCCAAUGGGGAUAGAGAAGUGUGUUUUGCCCUGCCUGACCACAGUGCGGUGUGCAGACUGUUGAAUCUGAGCGAGACCCAAAUUCAAAUCCCUCUCCAGUCACUGGGUGGCCUGAAACCUCCCUUCUCCUACUAUUCCACCCCACAGGCUUGUGGGUAAGGACAAAGAGAGGCUAUCAUUGUAAAGCACUUCAGACAUUGAAGGAACUGCGUGGACUGCAUGUUUUCCAAUAAAAGCAAUUGAAUUCAGACAUAGUCUGUUCUCAGAUUAGUGCCUUGAGUGGAGCUUUAUAGUAGAGCAAUACCCUACCCUCCUCAGACUACAUUCUGCUUUCCAAUAUCUUGGCAUCCAGACAUUUUUACUCCUCAGUGAGCAAAGUAUAUGAAACCUCAUUUGUUUGCCUUAGCCUCGGAGAUAUGGAAAAGAGCUGUAGCAAUAUGACUGCCUUUGCGUUCACAAAACAGGUUACACAUCCGUGUCCCUUUAAGCCAGAUGGCAUCAUCUUGUCUACUGUAGAGAUAGGAAGCCGAAGUGAAGUUUAAUUGCCCAGGGAUGUUCAGUUAGGCAGCAAUAAAACUGGAAAACAGAGUUGCUCAAUUCUCUAGAGCAUGCUGCCUCAUGUGUAAAAGCAUUUGGGGGAGGUGAGUUUCCCAUGCAUAAAUAAAGAGCACAAUUUAGCUGUCCAAACAAAAGGUGUGUGGAAGACACAAAAAUGCCAUAAACCUACAGCACAGUGGCUUGGCUGGAAGUAUUUCAUUGCUCUUACCUUCGUUAUAUUCAAAUUUAACUUCCUCACCAUAAUCCAGAAACUGUGGGGUUUCACAUUUAAAUGGUUUCCUUUGCUAUUGGUACACAGGCAUAGCCAGUUCAUAGGAACGCUGCCUGUAUGCUUUUAAUCACCAGUGACCAUUUAGUUUCUCAGACUGUAUCUGUUAAGAAAUAUAAUGUCCAGGGUGUAUUUUUUUUUAAUCAGCAUCACCAUUUCAAACAAAUAUGAAGGAAGAAGAAAAAAAGAGAGUGUGAUUUAUGUGCUAAAUGUUUUGCAAAUUUGGACUUUAUAGUGUGUUUCAAGUGCAUAUGUGAAAAAUGUUUUAUUUUUCUACCAUUCUGUAAUAUUGUUGAGUAACUCAAGGUUUAUUUGUGGAUUAACAGUGCCAUUUGGUUUGAUUUGCCUACAGAGACAGUGUUACUUGAUAUUUAAGCUCCUCAGGUUCUGUUGUGGAUUGAAACUAGUAGUCGUUUAGGGGGGAAACAACAACUAACUGUGCAUAACUCUCAUGAAUAAAGAAAAAAAACACCAGAUUGUCCGAUUUUUAUUUUGUAUAAAGCACUGUGUUGGUUGCAUGCAGUUUUUGUAUAAGGCAUGCCGAUAGCAUCUUGUAACUUUUUAGUGACAGUAGAACUGCACUGCCUCCACAAGUCACUAGUAUUGUACUGAGCUACUUCAAGAGUAAAAUAAAAUGAAAUAAAUCAAAUAAAGUGACGGUACACUGAUUUGUUGGCUGCUGUCUUAUUACAACCAACUCGAGACCAGGGAUAUUUGCAAGUUCCAGUUUAGAAGGUAUGGGUGCUAAAACAGAAGGAAUCGGAAAGCUUCUGAACAGUAUUGAUUUGAGACCCCUUCUUUUCAGACAAGUGAAUCAGUCACUCGGCAAGGCUAUCAAUUAUGGCUUGUAACUCAAGGGCUGCUGCUGACCUGACCUAUUUCUUUAAGGGGGUAAAAGUACUAUCUAUAGAAGUCAACAUUUUAUACGUGCCAUGCUGGCAGAGCUCAGAUAGUACCGUAGCUUAGGGGUGUUUUCACACAAUUCCUCCCUCCCAUGAUGAAUGCUGAGAUGGGUGCCCUUCACACAGACUCUGGAGGGAAAGGUUUUCUCCUAUUGCUAUGCAAAAACUAUAGCCCAAGGAAGAUGAUAUUCAUAUGGGUCCCUGUACAUCGUAAAUAACAUACGUAUUAAACUACUGUGAAUAGUAGCCUGCUUUAAAAGAUCUGUUCUUUUUGUUAACCUGCAUGCUAAGGGGUGUAGAUUCAUUUUUAAAAAAUAAACAAAUGAGGCUUCAUUCCUCCACUUGUUUUAAUAAUAAAAAUGAAUGGGAUUUUAAAAUAUAUUUUUAGCAAACAGAAGCAAAAUGAAAAUGAUUCAUUUGCAACUGCUCUGCAUUGGAGACAUUGCCUUAAAGCAGGCACCCCCAAACUUUGACCCUCCAGAUGUUUUGGACUACAAUUCCCAUCAUCCCUGACCACUGGUCCUGUUAGCUAGGGAUCAUGGGAGUUGUAGGCCAAAACAUCUGGAGGGCCACAGUUUGGGGGUGCCUGCCUUAAAGAAACAGACCUAUGUACAGGUUACACACAGGUCACUGGGAGAAAGUGGUAGGGCAGUGAAAUCGACAGACAGGAAAACUCCAUUUAAUGUUGAUAGCGGUUUGGCUAUGCCCAUGCAAUUCUUUUAACUUCCUAUAAAAUGGGGAACAUUUGUCCUGUAAAUCUGAAAUCUGACCUGUCUGAUAUCCUGCGUAGUUGAAUAUUUUGUGCCAUUAGGAUGGAAGACGCAAAGUUACAGGAAGCAAAGACGGAGUAUCCUAUAUAGUUCAUAGCUGGUGCUCUUUGUUUGUGUUUGUUUGUGUAUUAGAAUGCCUGUAAAUACUGUGCCAAACACACCUAAGUAAUGUGCAGGAAAACGCUGCUGAGUUUCCCACUGAAGGUUGCGGGAUCUUCAUGCAUCUUAAACUGCCUAUAAAAUGAGGAGUCUUUCUCCUAUCUGUCUGAAAUUUGACAUGUCUGGUGCCCCGAGGAAUAGAAUGCCUGCAGUUUUGAUCCCAUUUGGAUGGAAAACACCAAAGUUAUAAGCAGCAGGAAAGUGUUUGGGCUUUCCUGAAUUCCUUGGGGAAAUAAAUGAACAAGUGCAAUACAAACAAAUGGUAAGCAAAACAGAAAUGGAAAGAAACCCACAAAACCUAUUUUCCCAUUGCACACCAAUAGCUUUAAAAGGUAAAGGGACCCCUGAUCAUUCAGCUUUAGCUGCUGCUUUUGCUGUUGUUGUUGUUUAGUUGUGUCCAACCCCAUGGACCAGAGCUUUACGCACAAAUAGGCAACAUAAUCCAGAUUCUUCUGGAUGGGCCCUCCAAUUUACAUGCUGCUGGUUGUGGACACUUGUAAGAUUAUACAAUUGCCCAAUAUGUCUUCAGUGAAUCCGAAGGCCUGCUUCCCGCGUGAUGCUAUUUACCAGCAACUCUAGAUUUCUCCAAGGCAAGCCGGUGACCCAUCAGUGGUUACUGAUGUUAUUGACAGCCCUUGCUCAGUGCUUUCAGUUGCAAUAUCCACACAAUGCCUCAUAAGAUCCUGUUGCAAAUUGGCUCUUGACGUUUUGAGAACAAGCAGAGCCACCCACCCACCAUCUGGUCACAGACUUAUUCUAUAUUCAGUGAUUCACACAUCAUUGAAUAGGCUUAACAUUUGGAACACACACACACAGGCUCAGAGAGAGAACUGGCCACGUAAUGCUGCCGCAGAAGAAUUAUACACCGGCUACGUUUAUGGAUGGGACCACAAGCCCCUUCCUUACCAACUUGCCCUUUGAGUGGUUAAUUUGGGGAGGUUUUUUGGGGGGGGGAGCCUGUGUGUGUGGAGCUAGAGCCAGCAAUGAGUGGAACCAGAACCACAUUUUUCUGCCCCCCCGUCUUUGCCGACCUUUUAAGCCCUAAGCGGCCUCAUCCCAGUAUACCCAAAGGACUGUCUCCACCCCCAUUGUUCUGCCUGGACACUGAGGUCCACCGCCGAGGGCCUUCUGGAGGUUCCCUCACUGCAAGAAGUGAAGUUACAGAGAACCAGGCAGAGGGCCUUCUAGGUAAUGGUGCCCUCCCAUCAGAUGUCAAGGAAAUGAACAACUAUCUGACUUUUAGAAGACAUCUGAAGACAGCUCU
This is a messenger RNA of Zootoca vivipara (common lizard), 12123 nucleotides long. NCBI's taxonomy places the organism in Eukaryota, Metazoa, Chordata, Lepidosauria, Squamata, Lacertidae. The record is from RefSeq and is a predicted model, not a curated record.